AUGCAGACAAAUGAACCAGUAAAAUUGUCUGAAUGUGCUGUUUUAAGAGCAAGAUACACUACUCAAGUUGAAAAAGCUAGAUGUCAAAAAAGUACAAUAUUUCUGGCAAUAAACGCAGGAAUUGACCAAGAACUGUUGAAAGCAGAGAAAUGGGCAAGAGAAAAGAAAUAUCCCUUUCCAAAUAUUAAGUAUAAUCCGGUGGUCAAAGAUUCAGAGGUCAAAGAUUCUGAAAUUCGUGAAUGUUAUAUAUUUGAAGAUGAAAAUGAUCCGAACUGCCCAACAAUUUUACAUUUUCCAGUUGUAAACAACUCAUUUCGAGAGUAUCUUAGCCCAGUUGUGAAGAGAGAGAAAGAUGACGACAUAGAGUUUGCAAACUUUGACAUUUUUGAUGACCCUGAUGAACCUUAUUCCUCCUUCAAAUUUGAAUACAAGCCCAAAACGUUCGAAAGAUUGCAUGAACUAAUGAAAUACAACACGCUCGUGAGCAUUGAUCUGAUCAUGGGAAAAAUAAUCAAUAUUGUAAAGUACAGGCGAAAGCACAGAAAGUAUGCUAAGAAACACUCAUUAAAAGAAAAAAAUGUUAACAAUAGUUUUAGUUCCUUCACUUGUAUACCAAUAUACCAAAAUAAUCCACAUCGUAUAAACCAACCUAACAUUUAAACUAUUAUUUGUUAGUGCCCGUUUGUAGUGUUAGUAGAUUAAUUUGCUUUAUUAUAUGUAAUUCCACAGACUUAUAUUUGUAUUACAUAAUAAGCGUGUAUGUAACUGAUGUAGUACUUACGUAAGAGUAAAGCUCAUAAAUAGUUAUGAUUAAAAGUUCAUAAUAAGUACUAUCUUAUAUUUACUUUUCUACCUCCAAUGUCCUAGCUUUAUAUUUAGGCUGAUUUCUAAUGUCAGUACUUACGUAGAGAUAAAGUUCACAAAUAAAUAUAAUCAAAAGUUCAUAACAGGUUAA
Xenia sp. Carnegie-2017 is the source of this 955-nucleotide messenger RNA. RefSeq names its product cytosolic phospholipase A2-like. Gene Ontology annotation, molecular function: calcium-dependent phospholipid binding; calcium ion binding. The transcript has 3 exons. Bases 1 to 660 code for a protein of 219 amino acids. Gene Ontology annotation, biological process: glycerophospholipid catabolic process. The record is from RefSeq and is a predicted model, not a curated record. NCBI's taxonomy places the organism in Eukaryota, Metazoa, Cnidaria, Anthozoa, Malacalcyonacea, Xeniidae. Gene Ontology annotation, cellular component: cytosol.